This is a messenger RNA of Lactuca virosa, 387 nucleotides long. Lineage: Eukaryota; Viridiplantae; Streptophyta; Magnoliopsida; Asterales; Asteraceae. The record is from the annotation of a GenBank genome assembly.
AUGGAUCAGGAUUUCAACACCUCCACCUUAGGCGAUGCCAAUGAUGAUUUCUAUGCCGAACUCACCAGACAGAUUCUGCUACUUACAGACGAAGAUGAUGAUGUUCAAGUGAAGAAAAAGGGUGGUCGGAGGUUUAACCAGAGAUCAGUCGGUGGUGGUGGAUGGUCAUUGAUGCCGGGAAACUAUUUUUUCAGUUGGUUGGAAGGCGGGGAGGUUGAGGUUCCUGGUUGGAUGGAGAGAUUGUGGGCGGCAAACGGUGGUGGCACCGGAGUGUUUAUACCUCGUGCCGUACACCGGUCAAGAAGAAGACAUAACAAACCAAGGAGGAACAAUGACAAGGGAAAAACACAUCCAGCACCGGGACUCGAGGAUCUUGGAUCAUCAUAG